GCCGGGGCGCGCCGGGGCGGAGGGACCCAGGCGUCCGGCGGCCGCCGCACCGGGGGAGGCGGCGGCGGCGGAGGAGGCGGCGGCGGCGGCGGCGGGGGGGGCAGCGCUCCCGUCUCCCCCCCGUCUCCUUCCCGGGGCCCCCCCCGCCGCCUCCCCGGCCCCCCCCGCCGCACCGGGGCAUUAGGACCAGGCGGGAGCGCGGCGCCGCCGGUUGCAGCUCGGCUCGGGCUCCGCCGGCUCUGCCCAGCCUCGCCCGCCGCCGCCGUGGUACAUGCUUCGGGUGCGAGCCGUGGUGAUGACCCGAGACGACUCUAGCGGGGGCUGGGUGCCGAUGGGCGGCGGGGGCCUGAGCCACGUCACGGUCACCAAGGCCCGGCGGGCCGAGGACGGCGCCCGGCACCGGCAGUACCUCAUCUGCGGGGAGCGCCUGCGGGACCAGACCCCCAUCCUGGAGUGCGCGGUGAAGCGGGACCUGGUGUACAACAAGGUGAACCCCAUCUUCCACCACUGGAAAGUCGGCGAGAGCAAGUUCGGCCUCACCUUCCAGAGCCCCGCGGACGCCGCGGCCUUCGAGAGGGGCGUGCAGGGCGCCCUGGAAGCGCUGGCCGCAGGCUCCCCAUCCUCUUCCUCCUCCUCCUCCUCGUCGUGCUCCUCGGCAGGGGACGCAGGGGACGCGGCGGCGCUGAGCCGGGGCUCGGCACCGGAGCCGGCCGGCGCGUCCCCUCCGGCGUCCCCGUGCCCGCCGCCGGCGUCCCCCUGCGCGUCCCCCCGCGCCCCCGCCGCCCGCCCCGCCGCCCGCCCGGAGAUGCUGCCCGCCCUCGUCACCAUCGUCACCAGCGAGUCCUCGGCCAGCGGCUACGGCCGGGCGCCCGCCGCCGAGGCCUUCGGCUUCGGCACGGCCCCGGGGGCCGGCAGCCUGCCAGCCGCGCAGGCGCUGCCGCUGCAGGAGGCCGAGGAGCUGGAGACGCUGCCGCCCUGCAAGGAGCCGGGGGCCGCGCGGGGCUACGAGGACUACCGGCGCGCCGGGGCGGCCGGCCGGGGCGGCAGCACGGCCACGAUGGCCUCGGCGACGGCCCGCGUGCGCUUCGAGAAGGCCGCCGAGGCCGCCAAGGGCUCGCCGUCGUGCCGCAUCCACGGCGCGGCCGAGGCGCCGUCGCGCUGCGUCUACUGCCGGGACGUCUUCAGCCGGGAGGAGAACGGGCGCGGGCAGUGCCGGGACGCGCCGGACCCGGCGGGCCGCUGCGUGCGCCGCCUGAGCUGCCUCUGGUGCGCCGAGAGCCUCCUCUACCACUGCAUGUCGGACGCCGAGGGCGACUUCUCGGCGCCCUGCUCCUGCGACCGGGGGCACCCGCACUGCUGCGCCCGCUGGCUGGCACUGGCCGCCCUGGCGCUGCUGGUGCCCUGCCUCUGCUGCUACCUGCCGCUGCGCGCCUGCCACUGGUGCGGCGGCCACUGCGGCUGCUGCGGCGGCAGGCACAAGGCCGUGCGGUGAGCCAGCCCCCCCGCCGCCGCCGCCGCCGCGCGCCCACCCCCCCGGGCCGCCGGCGCACGGACCCCCUGGGCCGCCGGUGCACGCCGGGGACCGCGGUGCUGCACGGACGGU
Messenger RNA from Dromaius novaehollandiae (emu), 1603 nucleotides. It is a transcript of the gene SPRED3, whose product is annotated as sprouty related EVH1 domain containing 3. The record is from RefSeq and is a predicted model, not a curated record. Bases 272 to 1492 code for a protein of 406 amino acids. Lineage: Eukaryota; Metazoa; Chordata; Aves; Casuariiformes; Dromaiidae. Gene Ontology annotation, molecular function: protein kinase binding. Gene Ontology annotation, biological process: negative regulation of MAPK cascade; multicellular organism development. Gene Ontology annotation, cellular component: membrane. The transcript has 5 exons.